AUGAAGAAUCUUACGGCCGCCAUCAAGGAGGACCAUGACGAAAUGUAUGAAUACCACGCCCUCUAUCAGAAGGCCAGGGAGAGCGGGAACGUCGACGCACAGGAGCGAUGGGCGCGUCAACUGAUCUGGGAAAUCGCUCGACACGCGGUGGGCGAGGAGAUCAUCGUCUAUCCGCUCAUGGAGGCCAAACUCGGCCAGAAGGGCAUCGAGCUCGCGGACCAUGACAGGAGAGAGCACCAGGUCGUGAAGAUCUUGCUCAGCAAGCUUGAGGGCUUGACCCCAGUCAUGGAGCACCUGAAGCCUCACAACGAUGACGAGGAGAAAACCGAUUUGCCGAUGCUCGAACCCGUGCUCGGCGAGGCCGCAAGUCAAGACGCAGCAUCCCAAUUCAGCCGCACGAAGAAGUUUGUGCCCACGCGCGCCCAUCCAUCGGCACCAAACAGGCCACCGUACGAGAUACUCGUCGGAUUUCUCGCCAUGCCGUUGGACAAGCUGCAGGAUUUGUUUGCCAAGUUCCCGACGGAGGAAAUGAAGUCGAAUGCGAAGGAGGAGCUUGGAGGAUAG
This is a messenger RNA of Punctularia strigosozonata HHB-11173 SS5, 564 nucleotides long. RefSeq lists its product as uncharacterized. NCBI's taxonomy places the organism in Eukaryota, Fungi, Basidiomycota, Agaricomycetes, Corticiales, Punctulariaceae. The coding region runs from base 1 to 564 and encodes 187 amino acids. The record is from RefSeq and is a predicted model, not a curated record. The transcript has 5 exons.